GAGCGCCGCGCUGCUGUCCCGUGUGUCGCUGGGCGGCGGGGUGCAUGUGUUGUUGGGCGGCCGACGGACUAUACACGGUCGGCGGGUUGGUAGCGGUAGAGUUGGGGACGGUUGGUGAGAACGGUGAGAGGGUGAGGUCCCGGCGCCGAGAAAAGUGAGAGGCGGCGGAGCUCGGUUCGGAGUCUGUGGGCCGGGCGGCACACGGCGGCAGCGGCCGGCCGGCCGGCUCCCCGGCCCGGUCCGCCUCCGAAGGUCACACUACCGGCGCUCGGCAACGCGGGACCGCUGUUUGUCGCUGGGUGCCGGCCGCCGUCAGUUUUUGUGAGCCGGGGAGGCGGUGCAGAGGUGCAGCUGGACACCACGUGGUGAGCGCCUAGCUGACUACAACCACUGCCACCACAGCCAGCAGCAGCAGCAGCAGCAGCAGCGAUGCGCGGUGGUCUGACGCGGCAGCUGCUCAGCUGUCUGGCCCGACCGCGGGGCCAGGUGCGGCCCCUCUACUCGUUUUCCGAGUCGACCCGGGCGCCGGCCACCGUGCCCUUCACCAAGGAGCUGUUCGGCGUGAAGCGCGGCCCGUACGCGGAGGUCACCUCUGACGACAUCCAGCAGCUGGCGGCGCUCGUCGAAGGCCGCGUCGAGACCGACAAGGAUGACCUGCUGAUGCACAACACCGACUGGCUGCGGUCGCUCAGAGGCUGCUCACCAUGUGUCGUGUUCCCGAAGACCACGGCCGAGGUGUCUGCCGUCCUCAAGUACUGCUCGGACCGGCGGCUGGCCGUCUGUCCCCAGGGCGCCAGCACCUCAUUGGUCGGCGGCAGCGUGCCCGUCUUCGACGAGAUCAUCGUCAGCACCGCAAAAAUGAACGAGGUCAUCGAGGUCGACACCGAUGGAGGCACCCUGACCUGCGGGGCCGGCUGCUCGCUGGACCAUCUCGAGCACGCCGCCAAGAACCAGCACCUGUUCUUCCCGGUGGACUACACGAUCCGGGAGGCGCAGCUGGGCGGUAUCGUGGCGGCCGACAUGGCCGGACCGCGCACGGCCCGCUACGGCAACCUGCACGGCAACGUACUCGGACUGGAGGUGGUCCUUCCCGACGGCACCGUUCUGGACUCGAUGUCCACCAUGCGCAAGGACAAUACCGGAUUCGACCUGAAGCAGAUCUUCGUCGGCUCAGAAGGAAGUCUGGGCAUCAUCACAAAGGUGGCCAUGGCGUGUCCGUCGCUGCCCAAGCACAUCAACGUGGCCAUGGUGUACACGGACAGCUUUCACAAGGUGCUCGGCAUCAUGCGGAUGACCAAGGAGCACCUCGGCGAGCUGACCUCAGCCUGCGAGUUUAUGGACAACGAGGCGGUGAUGUCUGUCAAGAAGAAGUACCUGAGCGCCUGGGGCGUGCCCAGUAAGCCGUUCUACGUGCUCAUCGAGACGGCCGGGCAGUGCGAUAUGCACGACGAGGAGAAACUGAAGACCCUCUUCAACGCGCUCAAGGACAAGGAGCUCAUCCUGGACGGCCAGAUCGGACCCCUCAACUACGACGACCCCACCUUCGUCGAGCGGUUGUGGAACAUCAACACACGGAUUCUGGCGGCGCUCUCCCGAGGCGGCAACGUCUACCACUACGACGUGUCGCUGCCGCACGACAAGCAGUACAAGCUCGUCGAGAAGCUACGCAAGGAACUCAGCGGAGAAAUCCUCAAGGUGGCGAGUUUCGGCCACCUGUUGGACAGCAACCUGCACCUGGCGCUGCAGUCGCACAACUUUGACCCGGAGACGAGCGACGAGCUGGACCGCACCAUCACCGACUACGUGACCCGGGCGGGAGGAGCCGUGUCGGCAGAGCUCGGCUGCGGCUUCCGGAACAGGAACCUGGGCGCCCACUGCAAGGACCCGGUGGAGGUGAAGCUGAUGCGUCAGAUGAAGCAGCUGCUGGAUCCUCACGGCAUAAUGAAUCCCUACAAGGUUUUCCCCGACGGAGCGUGAUGCCCUCCUUCGGCCAGGAGGGGCGCCAUCUACGAGUAAUGAGGUCAGGUCGGAUCCAGACCCGAGCAGUCUUCGGUAAGACACGGAGCAGGUCAGCCGUUAUCUCACGCCAGCCUCGUCUUAGGUCGGUUCGGGCUGGGUCGGCCAGCCAACCGUCUCGCAUCAUUUACAGACGAUGUUGCUAGAUGGUGUGUUUUCAGCUCGUGUUUCCAGACAAGAAAGUAUGCUGUUACUGAAGGCUUGUGUUAUUAGCAUACAAAUACUAUUUUAUAUUCACUUUGAGGUGGCAAGACUAUCAUUUCUUCCCUAAAAGCAGACAACUAUUUUUUUAAUGUGGGUGCUUACAGACCGGAAAUCGCUAAUGAAACGUGGGCCCAAAAUGGUGAGACUGUGACCAUGCAAUAAGCUUAUGUGGUGAAGUGGCGUUUGUGAGCUUCCAAAUGUCCCUCCGAAUACGUACCGAGUACUGAGUGAGCCGAAUUCAGCUCACGGCUGGUAUGUUCAGCCGCUACUGUGUGGAUGGGUGUGCCAACACGUAAAUAAAACAGCUGUUUAUUUUGA
Amphibalanus amphitrite is the source of this 2538-nucleotide messenger RNA. Its product is annotated as D-2-hydroxyglutarate dehydrogenase, mitochondrial-like. The coding region runs from base 430 to 1977 and encodes 515 amino acids. The transcript has 11 exons. Gene Ontology annotation, cellular component: mitochondrion. The record is from RefSeq and is a predicted model, not a curated record. Lineage: Eukaryota; Metazoa; Arthropoda; Thecostraca; Balanomorpha; Balanidae. Gene Ontology annotation, molecular function: FAD binding; catalytic activity.